CCAAAAACAAGCAAUAGCUCUUUGUAAUUCCAAACAUGGCUACAGAUUCGACUUUCCUGGCUCUCAUCAUACUGUUUCUGGUACGUAUUAAUUCAUUUUCCAAUGUCUUAAUAUGAUCUAUGUAUAUAUCUUUCUUACCUUUUUUCAUGUAAUUAAAUUAAAAUAUUAAAUGCAUCUAAUGACAUAAAUUUCCUCCUUGAAGGUAGCCCUUCAACUUUCAUAAAAGUACAUGUAAAUUUUUAUAAUAAAAUUGAGAACUAGAUACGAUUUUAACCUUCGUUUCUGUUUAUAACGGUUCCAAUUCUUUGCAUUUAGAUUUUUUUUUUUUAACACCCCUCAUUAGAACUUCUAACUUCGUCAUUGUAAGUUUUCUGACGACUGUGAUGCGGAUGAAUGUAGUUUAAUUUACAACUAGCACAUAUUAAUUGAGGGGAAAGAAUCUCUUUGAAAAUUCAAACCUGCAAAUCCUCAGAGAUGGUAAAACUCGAAAUGUUGUAGAUUUGAUUUUGUUUUGUUGACUUUCGUCUGUCUUAACAAAGUGUGAUUGUGGAAUAUUCUUGAAUCGUGCACUUUUUUUUUUCAUUUUGUAUUUCUUUGAUCAUACAACAACGUUAAUUAUGAUGAGUAUGCAUGCAUGCAGGUGAUGGCACGUAGCGGUCCCACAAGUAGUGCGAGGAAAGACAGAGCCGGAGAGUACUGGAGAAGCGUCGUCAAAGACCAGCCUCUGCCGGCGGCGAUUCAAUCCCUCCUUGUCGUCGAACCGAUGGAAGAAUCAACCGGAGCAGCAAUAGGACUCGCCGGCCAUCACAACGGAGCACGUGCUUGUGAUACCGAGACUACUUCCGCCGUCGUCAAUGACAAAAAAGGCCAUGUGAUGAAAUUCACGGAGGAGAUCGACCAGCAACCUCAGCUCACCAACUACGACAACGGUCUCGUGUCAAGCAAGUUUGAGAAAAGCAUCGAGUCGGAGCCUCAGCUUACGAACUACGACAACGGGCUCGUGUCAAGCAAGUUUGCGAGAAACAUCGAGUCGGAGCCUCAGCUUACGAACUACGACAACGGCCUCGUGUCAAGCAAGUUUGCAAGAAACAUCGAGUCGGAGCCUCAGCUUACGAACUACGACAACGGCCUCGUGUCCAGCAAGUUUGCGAGAAGCAUCGACUCGGAGCCUCAGCUUACGAACUACGACAACGGUCUUGUGUCAAGCAAGUUUGCGAGAAGCAUCGAGUCGGAGCCUCAGCUUACGAACUACGACAACGGGCUGGUGUCAAGCAAGUUUGCCAGAAGCAUCGAGUCGGAGCCUCAGCUUACAAACUACGACAACAGUCUCGUGUCAAGCAAGUUUGCGAGAAGCAUCAAGUCGGAGCCUCAGCUUACGAACUACCACAACGAGCUCGUGUCAGGCAAGUUUGCGAGAAGCAUCGAGUCGGAGCCUCAGCUUACGAACUACGACAACGGGCUGGUGUCAAGCAAGUUUGCCAGAAGCAUCGAGUCGGAGCCUCAGCUUACAAACUACGACAACAGUCUCGUGUCAAGCAAGUUUGCGAGAAGCAUCGAGUCGGAGCCUCAGCUUACGAACUACCACAACGAGCUCGUGUCAGGCAAGUUUGCGAGAAGCAUCGAGUCGGAGCCUCAGCUUACGAACUACGACAACGGUCUCGUGUCAAGCAAGUUUGCGCAGGAGUCGAUCGCCAUGGUCACAACAAUCUGAAGUUCGUGAAGCGAUCUUGAUCGAGACACACCAAGUCACAACUGCAAGCUUACACUGAUGGUAUUGGGCGUGGGCUUUUUUCUUAAUUUCUAGCUUUAUCUUCCAAGUCGUUCGAAUAAUCGAGACUGUCAGCUUACAAAUACCUUGUUUGUUGGCUGGUCUUGAAAGUUCUGGCGUGUAAUUUGUUCAAGGGUUUGCAUGCAUCUUCACUCCCAACUUUCUGAUGGGUCGCUAUGUACCGUACAUACUGGUAUCAUACAUCGCUUCCAAUUUCUCCUUGUGAUAUAGUUGAUUGAAGCGUACGUGAUUGCAAAGAAAAAACUGUAAUGGCA
Messenger RNA from Linum trigynum, 2043 nucleotides. The record is from the annotation of a GenBank genome assembly. Lineage: Eukaryota; Viridiplantae; Streptophyta; Magnoliopsida; Malpighiales; Linaceae.